Molecule: messenger RNA, 5167 nt
Organism: Monascus purpureus
Lineage: Eukaryota; Fungi; Ascomycota; Eurotiomycetes; Eurotiales; Aspergillaceae
Source: the annotation of a GenBank genome assembly
CGACGAUAAUAUUUGGCUGUCGGCCCAGCCAAGCCAUACUGUUUCGCAUGAUCUAUAUGCUUGUAUGCGAGUCUGCCUCGGGAACACGCCCAUCCUUCCUGAAAUCUGUGAGAUGAGGUGGCCUCGGCACCAUGGGACAAGGCUACUCCCUUACAACCCUUUCAGCAGGGUCGGCUGGGAUCGAUGUCCCAGAACUGUCGGAUUUGGUGUAUGAAAGGUCGAUGGGUGGUGGGAGGUUUAUGAAAAGCAUACGAGCAAGGCAACACAAUGGCCUGGUUUUCGUGAAACUGAUCAUGAAGCCCUAUCCAAGCAUGCAGCUUGAGCCAUACGUCAAAGCAAUCAUCCGGGAGCGCAAAUUGCUCGCGGAUAUUCCAAAUGCGUUGGGCUAUCAGCGGAUUCUGGAAACCAGCACCAGUGGCUAUCUUGUCCGCCAGUAUAUCCACAGCUCUCUCUAUGACCGCAUGAGUACUCGUCCCUUCCUAGAGGACAUCGAAAAGAAAUGGAUAGCUUUCCAGCUUUUAUGUGCCCUGCGGGAUUGUCAUGCUGUAGAUAUUUUUCACGGUGAUAUAAAGACCGAAAACGUUUUGGUCACAUCGUGGAACUGGCUUUUUCUUUCCGAUUUUUCAUCAUCCUUCAAGCCCACGUUUCUUCCCGAAGAUAACCCGGCCGACUUCUCUUUCUACUUUGAUACGUCUGGCAGGCGGACUUGCUAUUUAGCACCGGAGAGGUUUCUUGUUGCUGGUGAAGAUCCAGGUGAUAGGCAGGUCAAUUGGGCCAUGGAUGUCUUCAGUGCUGGCUGUGUUAUUGCAGAGCUGUUUCUCGAAUCGCCGAUAUUCACCCUCAGCCAGAUGUAUAAAUAUCGGAAGGGUGAAUACAGUCCAGAACAUAGUCAACUGGCUAAGAUCGAGGACUCGGACAUUCGGGAGCUGAUUCUUCAUAUGAUCCAGCUUGACCCGGAGUCGAGGUACUCGGCUGAGGAAUACUUGAAUUUCUGGAAGAACAAAGCCUUUCCGGACUAUUUUUAUAGCUUUCUCCAUCAGUAUAUGUCUCUCAUGACUGACCCAUCAUCUGGAAGAGAAUGCGUUGAAGCCGAGUCGGCGAAUAGGGGAGAGUCUGACGACAGGAUAGAGCGUGCCUAUUUUGACUUUGACAAGAUAUCUUACUUCUUGGGAGCAAUUCCCACAACUGCAAGAGACGGCUCAAGCGUCACAUCUCCUCGGCUCACCGGGAGCACUCUUCCUGUUCAACUUGAUUUACCCAACUGCGGACACCAGGUUUCGCGAUCGCAAUCCCCUGCCGAUGAUGGUGUGUUGAUCUUCUUGACGUUGGUUGUAUCUAACUUGCGCAACACUGCAAAGGCUUCGGCGCGGGUCAAAGCUUGCGAUAUUCUGCUUGCAUUUGCCGAGAGGUUGUCCGACGAGGCGAAGCUGGAUAGAAUUCUUCCAUACGUCAUGAUUCUACUCAAUGAUCGGGCGGACACUGUAAAGGUGGCUGCAAUACGAACACUUGCACAACUACUGGAAAUGGUUGAGGCUGUUUCACCGGUCAACGCUUAUCUCUUCUCGGAAUACAUAUUUCCACGUCUGCAGCCUUUCGUCCCAAGCUCGACGUCAAGCCCAAGCCCGAUUGUCCGUGCUGCAUACGCAUCAUGCAUAGCGUCGUUAGCACAAUCCUCCCUCAGAUUUUUGGACAUGAUCCAGGCACUACGGUCUGAUACGCGUCUUACUUCUCUAAUCUCGGCUGGCACUGAGCCAAGGUGGACAGAGGAUGCCACUUACCACAAUCUGUAUGAUGUUGCGAAAGUUGAUCUUCUGGAUUAUUUCGAGGUUCACACCAAAUCCCUCUUGACAGACAGUGACCCGUCUGUUCGACGUGCAUUUUUAGGGUCUGUUCCCAGUCUUUGCGUGUUCUUUGGCAACCUCAAGACCAACGAAGUCAUCCUUAGCCAUCUGAACACAUAUCUGAAUGACAGAGAUUGGAUUUUGAAAUGUGCUUUCUUUGAAGCAGCCGUUGGCGUCGCCACUUAUGUAGGGAGCACCAGCCUGGAGCAGUAUCUUCUGCCUUUAAUGAUCCAGUCGAUGACAGAGCCAGAAGAGUUUGUAGUGGAGAGAGUUCUUCGUUCGCUUGCUGCUAUGGCUGACCUUGGGCUUUUUCAACGAUCUACGACAUGGGAUCUACUGCAAAUCACUGUGCGUUUUCUAAUCCAUCCAAACAUCUGGAUUCGUGAGUCGGCAGCGCAUUUUAUUGUGAAUUCAGCGAAGUUUCUGUCGGUCGCAGACAAGUACACCAUCCUCACUCCCAUGGUUCGGCCGUUCCUCAAGAUCAAUAUUCUUGGCUUCUCCGAGAGCGAAAUUCUCGACGCAGUUAAACGACCACUCACGAGAAGCGUCUAUGAAAUGGCGUUACUCUGGGCUUCAAAGACCGAGAAGGGGAUUUUCUGGAAGUCACCGAGUCGCGAUGGCACUUUCACUCUAAGCAGCGCAUCCAGCUAUUUGCACAAGGGAAAGCAAAGGAAUUCGAGUGGUUCGUUGCUCUCCCACCCCAAGAAUGACGAAGAUGAGCAAUGGCUUUCUCGGUUGAGAAGUUUGGGAAUGCGUGUAGAGGAUGAGUUCAAGCUUCUCGCACUCAAGGAAUAUAUUUGGAGAGUAUCCAGGCGACAUGCAAAAGACUUAGAGGUCGGAGCUGCCUCCCCUCUAAGUAACAUAAUUCCCUUGACCCAGUACGGUGUCACUCCGCAGACCGUAUUCUUUGAUAAAAUCCAGAGUGUCAAACCACGAAGGUCGUCAUUGGGGAAGCAAAUUGACACCAGUAAAACUGGGGAGCACAAGACUCACACCAUCGCAGAUGCGCUUCUUGAUGCGUCGACCACAAUCGACAGCGGGUCGAGUGCUCGUCCCAAAUCUUCCAGGUCACUGACUAAGCUGCAAAAGGAAAGAGGCGCUGCUACCACAAGCCCGCGACUAAACACUCUCGAGGGUAUCAGGACGGAGCACUCUCCAGCAUUGUCGCCAGUGCCUUCAUCUCCAGGUGCCCCCGCUGGCUCGAGCCCUUUGUCGCCUUCCGGUUCAGAUGUCGAGGGGAGAGAUUCCAGCAGGAGACAGAGUCCAACUCCGAAUGGACUUGCGUCUCCCGCACCAGAAGCGGAGAGCCCUGCCUUGAGAAGUUCUGCCGAGGGGAUUCAAAAAAAGUCAAGCGCGAUAAGUCUUUUGAACCGCAAAGAAACAUCAAAAGCCUUCGCAGAGACGAGCAUGAGUUCUGCAAACGCUUUUGGCAAGGUUGAUGUGCCGGCCCAGAGGGAAGUAUCCAAACAACCUGAUCCAUCGCCCGGCCGUGGAAGGGGAACGCCGGAACCUGGCACACGCCAGUUCCGUGCUAGUCAUUCGUAUGGUGGGAACGAUCCUGUAGUACUGAGAUUGCUGGACUCUGUCUUCGCUGAGAACUACCCAACAGACCUUUUUGACUUGGGUCCUUUCGUCAGGGAGGUGGACGCACGACGGCCGAUUAGAAGAGCGAGUGGCUAUGACCCAAACAAGAUCUGGAAACCAGAAGGAAAUCUUGUUGCUAUGUUCGGAGAACAUAGUGGGCCAGUGAACCGGGUAGUAGUGGCACCAGACCACUCUUUCUUUGUGACUGCUUCGGACGACGGCACUGUUAAAAUCUGGGAUUUAACGCGUCUUGAGAAGAAUCUGACCCCUAGAUCUCGACAGACCCAUAAGCAUGCGGCCGGGUCCAAGGUGAACAGUCUGACCUUUGUCGAAAACACAUACACCUUCGUCAGCGGGGCUACCGACGGAAGCAUUCAUGCCGUCAAGGUGGACUAUCAUAACAAUAAUGACAGUAUCCGAUACGGUAAGCUUCAGCUCGUUAGGGACUAUCAGCUCCCCGUGGCUGACGAUGGUUCGGCUGAGUAUGCGGUUUGGAUGGAACAUUUCCGGUCGGAUGCGCAGUCGACCCUUCUCAUCGCAACCAAUACCUGUCGCAUUCUUGCCUUAGACAUGAAAACCAUGCUUCCGGUGUACAGUUUGCAGAAUCCAGUGCAUCAUGGUACACCGACCACUUUCUGUUGUGAUAGGAAACACAACUGGCUGGUGCUCGGUACUACCCACGGGAUUCUCGACCUCUGGGAUCUUCGGUUCCGUGUGCGGUUGAAAGCCUGGGGCCUACCUGGGCUGGGUGUGAUUCAUAGGUUACAGGUGCAUCCCACCAAGGGGCGUGGACGCUGGGUAUGUGUGGGAGGCAGUGGCAGUCAUGGCAAUGAGAUUACUGUCUGGGACAUCGAGAAGGUCCAGUGUCGGGAGGUGUACCGGGCUGCAUCUCCCAACAGUACUAAUGCUGUCAACAACAGUGCGGCGGCUAACGGAGGCCGUCGUGGCACAAGUCCAUUGGAUUACAUGGCCUGGCGCGUUGACGGCGACCGACCCGAAGGCAUGUUGAGCCGGUUUGCGACGACCAGUCCAGGGGGUAUCGAGCCUAACGGCACAGGUACCGGGGGGGUAGCACCAGCCACGGGCGCCGCGACGGGAGAUCGGCUGGGGACUUGUGCAUUCGCCGUUGGCUUCGAUGCACCAGAGGAGGGCAAGGAUAUUUCGAAAUGCGGGUUUAUCAUCUCAGCUGGGUGCGACCAAACGAUCCGGUUCUGGGAUUUGGCGCGACCGGAGCAAUCUACGAUUGUGAGUGGAACGGGGGCGGUCUCUGACAACGGCAUGACAGGUAAACCGCGGUAUGAAGUGACACAGCCGAGUCCAGCGCUCACGGUGACUACUGAGCAGCUCCCGGUGCCGACCGCAACUAGCGGGCCUGCGGGGAAGAGCAGCAAGAAGGGAAUGAUGGGGAGGCCGCCACGGAGCACGGUGAUCAGUCUUCAGCAGCAACAGCUGCUGAAAAACCAUUUGGACGCGAUCCAGGACGUGGCGGUCUUGAGAGUUCCAUACGGGAUGACCAUCAGCGUGGACCGGGCUGGUAUGGUGUAUGUGUUCCAGUAGUAGAAAUCCCGGGAGAAGCAGGCAUUAUCGGUUUGCGUAAUCAGUGCGGACGGCGCAAGGGGACAUUUAUCCAUGGAUCCCGAAGGAAAGGCGACAAAUACGGAGAUAAGGUUAGAAAUUGGCUAUUGAUCCAGGGGUGCCACGGGUCUAAUUUUAUGAUUAUUGGAACGAAUAUUAAGCAUUCC